Messenger RNA from Lytechinus pictus (painted urchin), 2638 nucleotides. RefSeq lists its product as uncharacterized. Bases 48 to 590 code for a protein of 180 amino acids. Gene Ontology annotation, biological process: signal transduction. The record is from RefSeq and is a predicted model, not a curated record. Lineage: Eukaryota; Metazoa; Echinodermata; Echinoidea; Temnopleuroida; Toxopneustidae. Gene Ontology annotation, molecular function: protein binding. The transcript is spliced from 3 exons.
AAAAUAAUUUAAACUAUAAUAAUAACAGUGGUAGUGAUUUUCUGUUUAUGCAGAUCAUUUCUUUCUGUAGACUAAUACACGGACCCAAGAUUUGUGAACCCGUCAAAUUUGAUGUCCCAAAACAGCCAGAUAAUGUUCAAAUAUCCAUGAGAGCCGGACAAACCAAGGAACUGGAGGUCAAUUGUUCAUUCAGGUUGGAUUUCCCAAUUCCUCGUAGAAAAGAGAACGUUCCUCCACAAGUAGGAGUAGAACACGGUGCAACAAGUUUACAGGCGCAGCAGACAUCAGAGGAAACCUUACGAAUCAAUCCAGCUCGAGAGAGGGACUUUGAUGGCAUUAUGACAACCGUUGCAAAAAAGGUCUCACGACCGGAGAUAGAUGAUCUUGGAAAUGCUCUUGGCUUCGGACCAGAGGAUAUCAACCGUUAUGUUGAGGAGAACAACAAAGGACCGGGCGUCUCGUACAUGGGAACACUUUCAAUGCUCCGUAGUUGGAGAAAGAAGCAAACAAAGAAUACAGAGCAGAAAGCCUUGCAGUCUGCUCUAGAAGUGGCUGGUCAAAUCCAUCUCGCUGAUGAACUAUUUGGUUAAUGAUUUAAUGGAACUCAUGAUUUUUGUGAUCUAUGAACUAUGUUAAAAAGAAGGAUUAGAUAGAGGAAGUCAGUUGGCAGGUCCUCAAAAAGUAGCUUCUUUUAUCCUAGUAAUGUUCAUGAUGAGAGGGUGUUUGCAUUAUUUUCAUGCAACCUAAGUUGUUCUUUUAUACUUAAUUUCUGUUUGAGCACAAAUGAUCUUUAAAUUAUGAUAAAGCUGAAGAUCUAAGCUUUGAUAUGAUAUUGGUUUUAUAAUAAGAAGUAUUUUAGAUGGGUCACCAGCCAGCUUUUCAUAGGCCAAGUCCAUUUAGCAGCUUAUAAAACAAGACUACUUCACUCUGAUUAGUCAUAGAGACCACACACCCACACAAAUCCGAACAUACCACACUGGGCAUCUGCAAGAUCACACUCACGAUGUGGUUAUCUCUUCGAAUUACACGCGCCUGUUGUUUUGAAAACAUUAUUCAGCCAAUCAAAACUCUGGAUUUUAUACUUCUCGGAAAUUCCAGAAAUUUCCUCUCGUAUCUUGAUGGAAAAAGUUGGGUGCUGACCCAUCUAAGAGGUGCCACAUACAGAAGAAGAAAAUUCCGUUUGAGGCAUCUAUUCAGGCCUGAAAUUCACUUAUCAAAUUAUUUUAUUCAAAAGAAACGACCAAUAUAAAAGAGUAACAUUUACCCUUUCCUAUGGUAUAAGAAUAAUCAAUAUCAUUAGAGUAAAAAGUGGUUAAAUUCUUUCAGAUUUGAAGUCUCACAAUUCACGAGAUUGUGCAGGAAUAUCUUGCUCAUUUGCUUACUAGCAUAGGGAAAGAAACAGAUAGAAUGAGAGAAAGAUAAACAAGAUGAGUUUAAUAUGACGUUUGUAGCUGAGAAGGGGUGUGCGAACAUGCACGGAUGAGGAUGUGUCUGUGUGUGUAAGAUCAAAUGUUAUUGAUUCGUUGUGUUUAUGGGAGUAUGUGUGUGUGAGGGUGUGUGCGGGUAAGUGUGUGUGUAAUUGACGCAGCUGAUUGCAAGGUUUUUAUUUGCAUUUUAUGAAUAUUGUAUCAUAGAGUCAAUGCAGUUCAUUGAAAUAAUCUGAUCUGAAGUUUUUUAAUAUGUAUUUGGUUAUGUUAACGAAAUUCUUGGAAACUCAUUAAUUCAUGAUUUAUGUACUGUAUUUCAAAAUGAUGAAAUACACAUUUUUAAUUAUUUUCUUAUUUGGAUAUGUACUAAAAUUUGAUAAUUUGAUACGCAAAGAGGCAUUGCAAGUUGUCGUAAUAUAUAUUUUGUACUGUAUUUAUUGAUUUUCUGUACAUAGUGAAAUAUAUCACAAAGGAUGCCAAUCAUGAAAAUUGAUAACAAAAUAGAAAAGAGAACAAAUUUGAACUUUAUCAAAAGGUCGAACUGCCUUAGCGAACGUACACGGAUGAGCGUGUGUCUGUGUGUGUAUAAGAUCAAAUGAUAUUGAUUCGUUGUAUUUAUGGGAGUAGGGGUAUGUGAAGGUGUGUGAGUGUAUGUUUAAGGGCAGGCAUGUUUUAAUUGACGCAGCUGAUUGAAAGGUUUUUAUUUGCAUUUAAUGUAUUGUAUUAUAGGGUCAAUGCAGUUCAUUGAAAUAGUCUGAGCUUAAUCUGAAAUUAUGUUAAUGAAAUUCUUGGAAAGUCAUUAAUUCAUGAUUUAUGUACUGUAUUUGAAUUAAUGAAAUACAAAUUUGUUAUUAUUAUCUGAUUUUGAUGAAAGUAAUAAUAUUGCGUCAUUUUGUUUGAUUUAAUAUAAACGACGUGUUAUCAAGGUACUGCGCAGAGAGGCAUUGAAAGUUGUCAUAAUAAAUAUUUAGUACUGUUUUUAAUGAUUUUUCUGUACAUAUUGAAUAUAUCACAAAGCAUGUAAAUCAUGAAAAUUGAUAACAAAAUAGAAAAGAGAAAAAAAUUUGAACUUUGCUCAAUAGAUCGAUAGAUCACCAGUGGUGAUUUUGGGGGGCAUUGCAUUUUUACAUCCAAAUUGUUUGCAUUAAUUGAAAGCAAAUAUCGUUCAUUUCCUAUUCAGGACAUAAAAAAUAUUAUUCUAUUUCAUUCUC